This is a messenger RNA of Lichtheimia ornata, 486 nucleotides long. RefSeq lists its product as uncharacterized. Gene Ontology annotation, cellular component: NatC complex. The record is from RefSeq and is a predicted model, not a curated record. Gene Ontology annotation, molecular function: protein-N-terminal amino-acid acetyltransferase activity. Lineage: Eukaryota; Fungi; Mucoromycota; Mucoromycetes; Mucorales; Lichtheimiaceae. Bases 1 to 486 code for a protein of 161 amino acids. The transcript has 3 exons. Gene Ontology annotation, biological process: N-terminal peptidyl-methionine acetylation.
AUGGCGGACGAUCAGCAAGAGAUUCACUUUGUAGAUUACACUUCAGAGUUACAGCUACCGGCAGUGAUACAACUCAUUGAAAACGACCUUUCCGAACCAUAUUCGAUAUACACGUAUCGCUACUUUAUUCAUAACUGGCCUAAACUAUGCUUUCUGGCAAUGGACGCGGAUCGCUGUGUGGGUGUCAUAAUCUGCAAACUUGAUCAACACAAGGACAGGAGCCGAGGCUAUAUCGCCAUGUUGGCUGUUGCCAAAGAAUAUCGUAAGCGGGCCAUUGGAACUACACUCGUUCAAAAAGCUAUACGCGCCAUGAAAGAGCAGGAUGCGGAUGAGGUUGUAUUGGAGACCGAAUAUACCAAUCAAGGCGCCCUUGCUUUAUAUCAACGACUUGGAUUCAUCAAGGAUAAACGAUUACAUAGAUAUUAUCUCAAUGGGGUAGAUGCAUUUCGACUCAAGUUGUUUUGUAAAACAAUGGUCAAGGAUUAA